CCUAAAGCAUUGAACAAACUGAUUUGGCGCGUUAACUAAUAUAACUACUAUUCUCAAUAAGCUUUACUUCUCUUUUGUCUUCUUUGUUUAACAGCAUUAUAAACUCUGAAAUUAACAAAACAAGAUUGGAAAAACGCUACUGGGAAUUUCAAGACAUGUUCAAUAAUGGAUGAAAAUUCACUAAGAAGACUUCAACCAGAUUGGUACUCUCCAACUCGCCUUCUAAGCAAUCCAGUGGACUAUGAUUUUCCUGGAGAUAGAUUUAUACCGAAUAGAAGCCUGAUGGAUCUUGAUCAAGCGCACACAUUACUCACCAACAGAACCAAGAAACUCGGAAAACCCAAGUUCAAUGAUGAAUAUAGAAAGAAGAUGGAAGAAAAUUUAAAGUUGGAUGUGGAAGGAAGACCAUUCCGAAUGCUGGUUUUUAGAGGGAGUCCCAAAUCGGGUAGACAAUCCACACGUUUAAUUGAUGAAAUGCGGCGUAGUGAUGAAGAAAUUCCCCUGCAAAAUAAUGACAAUAGGCGAUAUCGAAAGUUUCCCUUGAAAGAAACUCGAGCUCUAGAUGCUCCUCUUUUGUCAGAUGACUAUUACUCAAACAUCAUGGAUUGGGGAAAAUCCAACAUACUUGCUAUUGUUCUGGGAUCAAUUUUGUACAUCUGGAAUGCUCAAGUGCAAAAAGCACAGAUAUUGAUGGAAGUAAAGCGUGAACACGAUUAUCCUACUAGUGUUGCAUGGUCUGAUGAUGGAAAAACAAUAGCAGUUGGUUGUAAUUCCUCCAAACUCCAGCUCUGGGAUGCUCAGACUUCCAAGCUUGUGAGAGACCUGCAAGGCCAUCAGAGCAGAGUGGGUUGUGUUGCAUGGAAUAGUCAUAUUUUAACCUCAGGGAGUAAAGACAGAGCUAUUAUUAAUCAUGAUGUGAGAGCAAGAAAUAGUUUGGUCUCUCUAACGAGAGUACAUGGAGGGGAAGUUUGUGGCAUGAAGUGGUCUAGCACGGGGAGUGCACUUGCUAGUGGUGGAAAUGACAAUCUGGUGUACAUAUGGGACAUUUCCAAGAUGAGCUCAAGACAUUAUAUGCACCGGUUCAGUGAACAUCAUGCUGCAGUAAAGGCCCUAGCUUGGUGUCCAUAUAACAGUGAUGUAUUAGCCUCUGGAGGGGGAAUAGAUGAUGGAUGUCUUAAGAUUUGGAACACACAAAAAGGGACAUGCAUCAGCACCACUGAAACUGGAGCUCAGAUUUGUGGACUUCAAUGGAACAGGCAUCACAAAGAGAUAUUAAGUGGCCAUGGAUUUGGAACGGGUGAAUCUCCUUGUCAGUUGUGUUUAUGGAGUUAUCCUUCAAUGGCCAGAAUAGGAGAGCCAAUGCGUCAUGCUUCUUCAUCAAGAAUUCUGCAUCUCUCCCAGAGCCCUGAUGGUUUGACUGUGGUAUCGGCUGGAGCAGAUGAGACUCUUAGGUUCUGGGAGAUAUUUGGCCCCCCUGGGGAUGGCUGCAGUGCAAAUAUCACAGAUUUGGAUAAUCUCUUGUCUCUAAAGGCAUCAGCAGUGAGAUAAUCAGCUGCUUAAACUUUGUAAAUGAAAAUGUUGUAAGAAAUAGAGCUUUGCAGGUGAAUAAUGCCUGUCACGUAUUCUACCAAUCCUCUGUGUCAAUUCUGAGCAAGCAUGAUAGAUCAUAUAUUUCUAAUCCUAUGGUAAAGAAAGCUACAGUACAUCUAGUUCAAUUCCAGAAAAAACAGACACCCCCCAUGA
This is a messenger RNA of Lycium barbarum (goji berry), 1743 nucleotides long. Its product is annotated as cell division cycle 20.2, cofactor of APC complex-like. The transcript is spliced from 8 exons. Gene Ontology annotation, biological process: positive regulation of ubiquitin protein ligase activity; anaphase-promoting complex-dependent catabolic process; positive regulation of anaphase-promoting complex-dependent catabolic process. NCBI's taxonomy places the organism in Eukaryota, Viridiplantae, Streptophyta, Magnoliopsida, Solanales, Solanaceae. Gene Ontology annotation, molecular function: protein binding; anaphase-promoting complex binding; ubiquitin ligase activator activity. The record is from RefSeq and is a predicted model, not a curated record. Gene Ontology annotation, cellular component: anaphase-promoting complex. The coding region runs from base 166 to 1548 and encodes 460 amino acids.